Molecule: messenger RNA, 336 nt
Organism: Melampsora larici-populina 98AG31
Lineage: Eukaryota; Fungi; Basidiomycota; Pucciniomycetes; Pucciniales; Melampsoraceae
Exons: 4
Coding region: 1-336 (111 amino acids)
Source: RefSeq, a predicted model, not a curated record
AUGAGAACUGUUAUUGUCAUAUUAAAUAGACUUAUUGCUAUUGCUGUUGCUAUUGCUAUUGAUAUUGCUAUUGCUAUUGCUAUUGCUAUUGCUAUUGCUAUUGCUAUUGCUAUUGCUAUUGCUAUUGCUAUUGCUAUUGCUAUUACUAUUACUAUUACUAUUACUAUUGCUGUUGCUACUGCUAUGGCUGUUGCUACUGCUAUUGCUAUUACUAGUCCCAGAUUCUCUAGUACAUUCAUCUUCGCGAUGAACCCUACUAGUGGCGGUAGAUCACUUAUUGAAAAUAGGCUUAUUACUAUACUAAAUAUUCUAGAUUUAUAUUCUUGUAACCAAUAA